AUGUCUGAGGGCAAUCAUCGUGACGCUCCCUUGGUGUGUCCUGAACUGGAUAUUUAUCAGUUUGGUUAUCCAAGGUGUGAUACAGCAGAUUCCAUGGCAUCAAGCUCCAAUGAUUCUCCUUUUUUAUGCACAUAUGAUGAUUUGUCACUCUUGGAAAGUGGUCUGUACCAGCAAAAGUAUGGUGAUAUGAGUGAUAAAUGCUAUAGAACUCAGGACAAGACAUGGGAAUCCAUUGAUUCAAGGUUCCUCAUGUUGCUAGGAUUCUUUAGAGAAUUGUUUUUCCGAAGAAGGGAAGUUUUCAAGAAAUUAUUUCCAGAGUUACAUGAUGAAUUUCUGGGGAUGUUCAAGAAAAUUGGUAACAUCAAUUUAUACGUGGAAAAACCUGGUGAAUUCAAGACUAGGGCAUUAUGCUUGCAAAGGAGCUUGAGUGUUGGCUCACCAAGAACACCUUCGAGAAAUGGAUGUGAAUCGCCAUUAAGGCUCGAGAGGUUCAAGGUUCGCACGGUGGUUCCUGGCGGCGGUGGCCAAGGUGACAGAGGUGCUUCUAAUUAA
This is a messenger RNA of Populus nigra (black poplar), 552 nucleotides long. RefSeq lists its product as uncharacterized. The record is from RefSeq and is a predicted model, not a curated record. Lineage: Eukaryota; Viridiplantae; Streptophyta; Magnoliopsida; Malpighiales; Salicaceae. Bases 1 to 552 code for a protein of 183 amino acids. The transcript has a single exon.